Microthlaspi erraticum is the source of this 756-nucleotide messenger RNA. The record is from the annotation of a GenBank genome assembly. Lineage: Eukaryota; Viridiplantae; Streptophyta; Magnoliopsida; Brassicales; Brassicaceae.
AUGGCGACGACGCCGGAGACUCAGUCCAAGUCCCAGUCGCAGAGCGGGUCUCACCGUCAGCCGGCGGGACGAGAGGACUGGUGGAGCGAGGACGCGACGGCGACGCUGAUCGAGGCCUGGGGAGACCGGUACGUCCAUCUCAACCGCGGAAAUCUCCGGCAGAACGAUUGGAAAGAAGUCGCCGACACCGUCAAUUCGAGCCACGGGAACGGCCGGCCGAAGACCGACAUCCAGUGCAAGAACCGGAUCGACACGCUGAAGAAGAAGUACAAAACGGAGAAGGCCAAAUCCAAUUCCUCCUGGUGCUUCUUCGAUAGGCUCGAUUUCUUAAUCGGACCCGUGUUGAAGAAAUCCGCCGGCGCCGGGGUUGUCAAAUCGGCGAUGAUGAACCCUAAUUUGAUUCCCACCGGAUCUAAAUCUACUGGAAGCUCCCUCGACGACGACGAUGAUGAUGACGAUGACGACGACGUGGGUGAUUGGGGGUUUGUUGUGAGGAAGCAUCGGCGAGUGGAAGAUGCAGAUCCGAGCGAAGGAUCAUCGUGUAGGGAGCUAGCGAGAGCGAUUCUGAAUUUAGGGGAAGUGUACGAGAGAAUCGAGAGUACGAAGCAGCAGAUGAUGAUUGAUUUGGAGAAGCAGAGAAUGGAAACUGCCAAAGAGCUUGAGUUACAACGAAUGAACAUGUUGAUGGAUAUGCAAUUGGAGCUUGAGAAAUCCAAGCUUGGCAAACGUAGAGCUUCUUCAGGUAAGAAGUUGUAG